AAGAGCCUUCGUCCCAAGGGAAGAGGAGAGCUACAGCAGACCACAUCCGCAACCUUGAUACCAAUGCCAGGACUCAUCUAGGGCUGCCUUUUGUACUGACUGCUUUGCUGUUCAUGUGGCGAAGGGGUCCCAUAGGCUUGAAUGCACAAAGCUUUGUAGAGUGGGUACAUCUUCGGUGUAAGCAACAGGUGCUUGCAAGGCCCUGGUGUGUAUAUCACCUGUUGCAAAAAGAGUUGUGAUGGUGUAACCCUCCCUGUCCCUCCCAUGUUGGCCCAACUUCUCCAUGCGGGUGAUGAAAUAAAGUUAAUGUAGUAAGUGAGGAAUCAGAGACUUGCAAUAUACCUGUAACCUGACAUCUGAUCACCAUCUCUUUCAUCUACAGAAGUUAUUGUAUUAUGUUCCCAGUUGACAACAAUAUCUGUUACGAUUUAGAAACACAGCAACUGGGCUGAGAUCACUCAUUGGUGUUUUAUGGAAGGGAAUAAAAGGCAGCAGAAUGGAAAGCUUUGUUGUAAAAAAUGAUAAUAUGUUCUGAUGGGAUUUGGUAUAUCUUUCAGACACAGCACUGUUGUAACAGAGUUGUAUGUUUUCUAAACUUGUACAUACAGAAAGUAAAUAUUACACAGGUCUGUACUCAUAUUGAGGGGCCUUGGUAUUGUAUCAGUGCUCAAAAGUAUGGUUCUCGGGUAUUUUAAUGUGAUCAUAACUAAGAUUUAUAUAUUUUGAUUAUGUGCCCAUAUUGCAUCUCUUGGAUAACUGAGACUUUACAGGUGAGCUGGAAACGUAAGCCUAAACAAAAAUGUUCCUGCCCUGUGUAAAUCUAAACUAAGUGUAUUUAGGCAGCCAGACAGGAGGCCUGGGUUUCAGAAGUGCAGAUCCCCUCCAGGUCCAGUUGACUUGGAUUGUCUUGCACCUCAGAAAAUCAGAGGCCACUCAUGGAGAUGCCUAAACAUAGAUUUCAGGUUGUAGCCAUCUUGGUCAAGGGACAUGGGCAGACAGGUUUCUUUGGGUAACUCUGAUAUCUUUUAUUAGACCCAGGUUGAAAACAUUUAACCAUAAUAAGUCUAAGAGUAAUUGAAAAAGCUGCAACUUUUCAAUUGGUUCAUUAUGCCCUUUGUUUAUUUGCUCAGUAGGUCCAUGGAGGAUCUGCUCCCUCCACAUGGUGUGCUUUGCUGGCUGAUUGAUGCUGUUGUAUCCACCCCAGAAUAAUGCUGAAGCCCAGGAAGGCAAGACUCGGAAAGACUUUUGGUCCCAGAGUGAAGAAGUGCACCAGAUGUCAAGUGCCCUCAGAUCUAAGAUGGAGUGGCAGUGGCUCUGCCUCUGCAUCUGGCUACAGACCACAGGUCGCCUCACCAGUUCCAGUCUCGUUCAGAAUCCACCACAUAUUAUAGCCCUGAAACACAGCAAUACCACAGACAUUGUCUGUGUAAUAAGUGAGGAGCUUUCUAAUCAGGGCAUUUACUGGUACCGCUGGAGCAAGGGGAAAGAAACGUUCCAGUUUAUAGUAUUUGUGACGAUGAUUAACAAGUACAUUUAUGGCAGUGGCUUUGACAACAGCAGGUUUUACAUAAGCAAGAACUUCCGAAACUCCCAUUCCCUGAAGAUCUUCCACGUUCAGCCAUCAGACAAGGGCACCUAUUACUGUGCUGUGUCCCACUCUUCAAGGCUCAUCCUCAGCAGUGGGACAGAGCUGAGUGUAGGUAAGUGCUUUUUUACACAGGCCAGAACCUGUCUGAGAACUUUGGAGCAUCCUGUUUUUUGGUACAGCGAGACCUCAGUUUAGGUGUGGCUGCAAUAUAAAUAUUAAAGCAACAGAACUAAUUAAAACAGUAGGUUUGUAUUGAUGGGUGCUCAGAUCCUGCUAAUUUUCCUCAUUGCUUUCAAUGACAUUGUCAAUGUGGGCAGGAUAAGAAAGCUUUGGAACGUGCUGUAAGAGAUGUCCAUAUUAGUCAGAAAACGUAGAGAAAUUGCUUUAGGAGAAUGACAGCUUAUAAUAAAUUGUAACCUUUUUGCUACCACCAGUCUCCCAAUUACAAUUACACUGAGGCGGUCUAACACUGCGUGUUUGAGGAUUUCUCUAGUUCCAGAGCAACUUUUCCUAUGAAUCUGCAUCAUUUUCUUACUUGAGUUCACAGAUCAUCCUCGCUGAUCCAUUCUGUUUCUCACACCCCAUUGACUGGUAUCCUAAUGAUACCCUUAAAUUAGGGGGGAUUCGGUGACUGUGUGGGUCAGUCAGAAGACAUCAUGCUUUUCACAACCAGGCCCUGAAUACAAGAUUGCUGCAGGCUGAUAAUAGCUGGUAUCUCUCACCACUGAGCGGUUGUGAAUGUAUUAUGUGAAAUGGGGCAGGAGUCUCCAUCCACAGUCCCCCCAGGGACCAGUUUCCACAUCAUCACUGAUGACAUUGGUGACAACCUU
Messenger RNA from Gavialis gangeticus (Gharial), 2418 nucleotides. RefSeq names its product CD8b molecule (gene CD8B). Gene Ontology annotation, molecular function: coreceptor activity; MHC class I protein binding. The record is from RefSeq and is a predicted model, not a curated record. Gene Ontology annotation, biological process: regulation of immune response. The transcript is spliced from 3 exons. NCBI's taxonomy places the organism in Eukaryota, Metazoa, Chordata, Crocodylia, Gavialidae. Gene Ontology annotation, cellular component: cell surface. The coding region runs from base 1184 to 1783 and encodes 199 amino acids.